Messenger RNA from Penicillium pulvis, 1638 nucleotides. RefSeq lists its product as uncharacterized. Gene Ontology annotation, molecular function: transmembrane transporter activity. The record is from RefSeq and is a predicted model, not a curated record. The transcript has 3 exons. Gene Ontology annotation, biological process: transmembrane transport. The coding region runs from base 1 to 1638 and encodes 545 amino acids. NCBI's taxonomy places the organism in Eukaryota, Fungi, Ascomycota, Eurotiomycetes, Eurotiales, Aspergillaceae.
AUGUCUUUGAAUCCAGAGGAGCUCAAAAAGAACGCCAUCAUCACAGAGCGUUCUAUCCAUUCCAGCAGCAGUUCCAGCAGCCCUACUUUGUCCCCUAAUAUAUACGCCCAAGAUGAUAAGAAUCUUCCAUCGCCUACAUCCUCGACCUCUUCAAGCUCUUUUAAUCUCGAAAAACAAGACCCUCCGCCACCACCAUACCAUGUCUUCACUCGCUCUCGCAAAUUGCAGAUGGUCUGCAUCGUCUCUUUAGCUGCCAUCUUCUCCCCGCUCUCAUCCAACAUCUACUUUCCCGCUCUUGGAACUAUAUCAAAGGAGCUGGAUGUUUCAAUGUCUCUGACUACAUUGACUGUUACUGUUUACAUGAUUGUUCAAGGACUCGCCCCCAGCUUUUGGGGUUCCUUUUCUGAUGCCAUUGGUCGACGAGGAAUCUUCAUUGGAACAUUCAUUGUCUAUAUGAUUGCGAACAUUGCAUUGGCAGUGUCCACAAAUUAUGGAGAGUUGAUGGCUUUCCGAGCACUACAGGCUGCGGGUAGCGCAGCAACAAUCUCAAUUGGUGCAGGUGUGAUUGGAGAUAUCACUACAUCGGCCGAGAGAGGAAGUCUUGUCGGAAUUUUCGGCGGAGUGCGAAUGCUUGGCCAAGGUGUCGGUCCUGUCUUCGGCGGAGUCUUGUCCCAGUACUUGGGCUAUAGAUCCAUUUUCUGGUUUCUCACUAUCAUGGCCGCUAUCAGCCUAUUCUCGAUUAUGUGCAUCCUGCCCGAGACUCUCCGUUCCAUUGCUGGCAAUGGCACUGUCCCCCUUUACGGUCUUCACAAGCCAUACAUUUACUACGUCACCGGCCAGCCUGAUGUUCAAGAAGACGCAAAGCCUAUCGGGGAGAAGAAGAAGGUUACCUGGAAAACGGUCUUGGCUCCUCUUACUUUCCUCGGUGAGAAGGAUGUCUUCAUCACUCUCUUCUUCGGUGCGAUCGUCUACACCGUCUGGUCGAUGGUCACUUCCUCCACUUCCCAACUGUUCGAAGAUACCUAUGGUCUGAACACCUUGGAGGUCGGCUUGACCUUCCUGGGUAACGGUUUCGGCUGCAUGACCGGUUCUUACACUAUCGGCUACCUGAUGGAUUACAACCACAAGCGCACUGAGCGUGAUUACUGUCGACAGAACAACCUGCCUCUCGAUACUCGCAUCACAACCAAGACACACCCAGACUUUCCUAUCGAGUAUGCUCGUAUGCGUAACACUUGGUGGAUCACUGCCUUGUUUGUUGUGUGUACGGCUGUCUAUGGUGUUUCCCUUCGUACACACCUCGCUGUCCCAAUUAUUCUGCAGUAUAUUAUCGCCUACUGCGCUACUGCCAUCUUCACUAUCAACAGUGCUCUGAUCAUUGAUCUCUACCCUGGAGCCAGUGCUAGUGCAACUGCAGUCAAUAAUCUGAUGCGGUGUUUGAUCGGUGCCGGCGGUGUUGCUCUCGUUACGCCUAUUAUUGAUGCCAUUGGCUCGCUGUUUUGUUUUGUUUUGCUGGCUGGUGUUACAUUGGCCAUGGUUCCGUUGCUGAUGGUUGAGAUGAGAUGGGGUGCUGGGUGGCGCAUGAAGCGCAACGAGCGUCUCAAGGCGAAGGCCGCUAAGGCGAUUCAGGAGGCUUAA